Cydia pomonella (codling moth) is the source of this 3874-nucleotide messenger RNA. RefSeq names its product olfactomedin-like protein 2A. Bases 320 to 1222 code for a protein of 300 amino acids. The record is from RefSeq and is a predicted model, not a curated record. The transcript is spliced from 7 exons. Lineage: Eukaryota; Metazoa; Arthropoda; Insecta; Lepidoptera; Tortricidae.
UGUCAAAUGGGAUAUUAUGAUAUGAAUAUUUCGAAUUGUAUUUAUUUCCUUUCUUUUCUUUAUUAUAAUCUCACUUACCGUGGAUAGUAAUAAUACGCUAAUAUGUAAAGUUUUUGGCGUACGCAGUCAUCCUUUUCUAAGUUUUUUAGUGUAACAUAUAAAGCUUAAUAGAACAACAAAACAAGUCUUCAACGGGUUGUACUUUGUACACUGUCGACUCUAGAUUUUGUUGGAUAUAAAAGAGUUUACACUGUGGAGCCUCUGAAACUCUGAAAGCGGAAGUUGUGGAUAGCAUGUUGUACUUGCACCAAGUACAACAAUGUCACUACCAUCUAAAAUUAACAAGGAAAACUUUCGCCUGCUGGACCUCUCAAGUGACGAGGAGUCUGAAGACUUGCAGCUAGAAAUAAUUCCUAGCAGAAAAAAGAAAAUCACAAGACGAGAACGCAGCAGAGGCACCCCUAAAACACCAGAGCCCAACAUAGGAGCAGAGGUCCGAUGUGCGCUCCGCUGGGCUCUCCGUGGCACACUAUUACUCUGGCUGCUCAUACUGACAUGGAUCUGUGCCGCACUCUACGACCAAGUGUCUAAUAUGAGAGCAGCUGUUGACCAUGUAUCAACAACAAGCGGCGCCGUCGGCGACGCGCUCCAAGUAUGCCACACAGCGUCCAGAGAGCUCCGAGGAAAUGCGAGCAUACUCAGCGCUCGACUGGAUAAGCUGGCAAUAGAACAUGCAGAACUCGUGAAGCGAGUGGAGCAGACUGCCAGCGAGCUCGCGGCGGUGUCGGGUCAGCUGGCCGCCGCGCCCAAGCUCGCCGACACGCCGCGCCGGAUCGCCGAGCUGCAGCAGACCGUCGGCUCGUUCGGAUCACAGAUCACGGGUUUCGACGAAACGUUAGCGUCGACGCGAAAGCAAGCGUUAGCUGCUUCCGCGGGCGUGGAAGAGGUCAAGAAGCUAGUCCAAGCGCUGGACGCACGGAGCAACGAAACCAUAGCCAAUGUCACCGCCAACGGGAGGAGGGAGGACGAGAUCAAGCAGGAGAUAGCCACGCUCAAUUCCACACUGGCGGAACGCGUGGAUGCGUUAGAGAAUAAGAUACAACUGUACACUAAAACGACGAGCACGGCGGCACCGACCACCACCAGUACGUCGACAACCACUACCACCACAGCUGCCCCGCCAGGUCCCGUAAAACCAAUUGUCCUAGGCGUCGGGCAAUGAGGGAACAAAUCACAUCUGAACUCAAAACUAGAGUAAAGUAUUACACGAAGCGUAAAGAGAUUGCUCAUAAUGAUCUCAAGGGAUCUUACGUCCACACAAAUAUACUGUAGAGUCAGAGACGUGGUAAUGGAAACCCUCCUGUUGUACGUAAGAGAUCUCCAGCUGUCAAUAUUUUUAUGACAAAGAGAUUUAAAGAUAGAAGGAACGGCUUGCCAUAUGGGUAUUUUGGUUAGGGGGGGCCUAAAGCCUAGUAUUCACUAGCGCAUAGAUGGAAAUCUUCGGUAGUAAAUAACCUCCAGAUAUGCUGCUCACCGAACUAAUCUAAUGAUUCAAAGGAUUCGCGUAGUAUGGUUACUAGCAUAUAUAUCGGAGCGGACAACGUCCAUAAAAUCUAAAGUCGCUGCUUUUGCCAAAUCUUUGAUGUGUCAUUUUUAAUUUUCGACUGUCGUUUGUUGACAAACGAUUGUCCACUUGGCCCCCGUUAUAUCUGUUAGCGAUUGUACGUAGCCACAGAUUAUUCGAAUAAGUGAAUACACAGCUUGCGGUGAUACGGCUGUACGUUUGCAUUUUUAGGUACAGAUCAAUUCACAGCUAGCAUGAAUGGAACGAAUGAUUGAAUGCAAAUAUCUAUGUGGGUAAGAGUGGCCUUCCGCCUGUCCAAUUUCUUGGUCCAACGAGUAUUGCGUCUCACUCUCUUAUUAAGCAAAAUGUGAGACGUAAAUACACAUUAGACCAAGAAAUUGAACAGGUGGAAUACCUCCCUAUGACAUUAAUCAAUAAAAUGGCGGCUCUGACCGAUACAUGAAAGUUUCGUUCAUUCCAUUCGGGCCAGCUUUUUCAUGAAACGACCUGUACACAGUGAUAUUUUUACUGGCCAUCGGUGGACUUUAUCUCUUUGUAAUACGGUUUACGGAUGGUCACUUACUUCUGUCGAAGAUUGUAUGAUUAGAAAGAAACGCGACAUACAAAGUGUCUGCGAUUAGUCGCCAAAUGAUUCUAUAGUAUUUAUUGUCUAGUGUGAAUUUCUAAUUUUAUAUAGGUAAUACCGUUGUGUAGAUAAUGGAAUAAGACACAUAGAAAGUGGUAAAAAUAUCAAAGGUGCAGUUGGCAGCUGAACUAAAUGGCACUUCAAGGCCCUAUAUACGAGUAUACUGAGCAUAGAUAUUUUGUACCACUUUACAGGAACAAUUCCUUUGUACAAAUAAUGUGCAGAUAAUUAUUUUAUGUUUCUCGCUUAUACCUUUAAAGUAGUGUCAAUGUUUCUUUGUCGCACCUAAAAGAUGUCGCAGGCACUUGGUGUGUUGUCGCUUUGUCUUAAAUUGUAAAGUAAAUAUAUCAAGAGUUUAUUCUUGUUAUAUCUACCUUGGGUUCCCUCUAUGAGUAUGGUAUUAAAUUUACUUCAAUAUUUCAUUAUUUUUAAGUCAUUAUUUACAUUCUGUUAGUACAGAUAAAUUUAAAAGAGGAAAAAUUACUGUCUUGGGUGAGACUUGAACUCACGGUCUCUGGAUCGAUACUCCAGCGCUCUGCCAUCUGAGCCACCAAGACCUCAUCCAUAGGCAGCAAAUUUUCCACCUUAUACAGAUAAAUUCACGAAAACUGUGUAAUGUAAUGUUAUCAUGACUGACUCGUGUCAAAUGCGUGAUUGAAAAAAAACUAUCACCAUACUUUAAGAAAUUAAUUAUACCUAUCAAUAAAAUUUGUCAGAUAAUUCUUACAUUAGUCACACUCAGGUUGUUGAUAUGUCCAAGUGUUGUUCUCAAAGUGAUUAAUAAUUACCCAGUAAUUCGUGAAUUUAUUUACUUGUGGACCAUAGGUGCUCCAUAGCAGAUUUAGAGGGCUUAAAGCUUCUACUGAGUUUUAGGUUUUUCAAAAUGUAUUUAUUUAUUAUUAUCGCCACUUUAAAUUCAUUCCCUCCUUGUACGGUAUAAGCUGCAAUAAUGGCGAAGAGUGAGAACGAUACCAAUGUAAAUAGUUUACAAUAAUUAAAAAUUAAUUUAAUUAUAAAUAACUUUAUAUGAGCACAUGAGUAAAGAAACGAAACCGGAGUGACAGCUUCAUAAAACGGUGUUGUUUUUACAAGCUUUUAUUUACUUUCACCUGACCAUUGUCUGUUUGUAAUCAAAUCUUGCAAGUUAAAUUUGAUCCUCUUCCCGGUUUCCGAUCGAGCUGAAAAUUUGCAUACAUAUGUAUGUCGGGUGACAAUGCAAUAUUAUAGUACCAUCGAGCUGAUCUGAUGAUGGAGACAAGAGGUGGACAUGGGAACUCUGUGAUAAAAUAAGGCAACCUAAUUGUGUUUGGGGUUUUUAGAAUUUGCUCGAUGAGUAUUAGUUGCAUGUGGAAAGAAAAGUACAGUCAGCGAUAAAAGCUUGUACCAAAAAUGAAAUGUUUGCCAAAAACUUAUUUAUUACAUUGCUACCAGCGCGCACCUCAUUCAAUGGUUGUCUUUGUUCUAGGGACAACCGUGUAAGUGGUUGUACUGGUUAUGUAAGCAACAUUGCAUAAUGCUGUUACUCUGUCGCAUUUGUUUACUCGUGUGAUAUGAGCGUAGAGAUAUAUACAGUGUGGUCGCACUCGGUGUUACGUGGUUUUCAAUAAGUGCGUGAGUUUUAUUACUUGUAAUAAAUUAUUGUUAAUAGAUCAAUUAUUACACAA